CCAACUCAUCUCUCUCGGACAUCUAUCUCCGCUUUCUCUCUUUGAAAAACAAAGAUGGAUAAAUCAUCAAUCCAAUGCUUCUUAUUCAUACUUCUUACCAUCAUCGCCACCAUAAUUUCAUGUUCGAAUGCGCAAAGAGAAGUUGAGGAUGAAAGUGAAUUUACCUACGAGCGGAAUCAAGAGAACGGGCCAGAAAAAUGGGGGAAACUGAAGCCGGAAUGGAAAAUGUGCGGAAAAGGAGAGAUGCAAUCUCCAAUUGAUCUUAUGCACAAAAGAGUUAGAAUUGUUUCACAUCUGGGAAGGCUUACUAGAAACUACAAACCUUCCAAUGCCUCUCUCAGAAAUAGAGGCCAUGACAUGAUGGUGAGAUUUGAAGAAGGGUCAAGUAGUAUUAAGAUCAAUAAUAUUGAAUAUCAACUCCAUCAGCUUCAUUGGCAUUCUCCCUCUGAGCAUACGAUCAAUGGGAGAAAGUUUGCUCUGGAACUGCAUAUGGUUCACGAAAGCUUAAACGGAAGAUUGGCUGUAAUCACAGUACUUUACAAAAUCGGAAGGCCAGACUCUUUUCUCAGCUUGUUGGAAAAUAAAUUGUCGACAAUGACAGACCCCAAUGAAGAAAAAAAUAUAGGAAUGAUUGAUCCCAGGGGAAUCAAGUUUGGAAGCAGAAAAUAUUAUCGAUAUAUUGGAUCACUUACCAUUCCUCCUUGUACCCAAAAUGUUAUUUGGACCGUCGUUAAAAAGGUAAAGACUGUGGCGAGAAACCAAGUGAAACUACUCCGAGUGGCUGUUCACGAUCAUUCAAAUACAAACGCAAGGCCGGUUCAACCUACAAAUAUGCGCGUGGUCAAAUUAAACAUACCAAAAUCUUGCUGAAGCAGAUACAAAUAUAAAAUCAGUUUUAUCACUUUGUUUUACAACGAACAGUGUAAUAAUAAUAUUGUCAUAAAUAAGGGAUGUGUUUCAUGAGUA
Messenger RNA from Raphanus sativus (radish), 966 nucleotides. RefSeq names its product alpha carbonic anhydrase 2-like. The transcript is spliced from 7 exons. The record is from RefSeq and is a predicted model, not a curated record. NCBI's taxonomy places the organism in Eukaryota, Viridiplantae, Streptophyta, Magnoliopsida, Brassicales, Brassicaceae. Gene Ontology annotation, molecular function: zinc ion binding; carbonate dehydratase activity. The coding region runs from base 55 to 870 and encodes 271 amino acids.